AUGGCGGCGACGGCUCGUCGAUGGGCGCGCAAGAUGGAGAGGGCGUGCUGCACAUUUGCGACAUACUUUCCACUCGUGUUUGUCUAUGGAUUGACAACAUGGGCUGUAUGGGUUGUUGUCAACGUUGGUAGCGCCAGUAAGAAGAGUAGCUGGAGAGGUAACGGCUCUUCUGCCGUCGGCGUCGCCCUCUACCUCUUGCUCAACUGGUGCUACACCACGGCCGUCUUUACUCCUCCCGGUUCCACGACGAACGAUAUGGGCUACGGCCUUCUACCUACGCAGAAUGCGCCUCCGGCCACGUCUUACACCGUCAAGAGCAAUGGCGAGUUGCGAUUCUGCAAGAAGUGCCAGGCCCGCAAGCCCGAUCGCGCCCACCACUGCUCAACGUGCCGCCGAUGUGUACUCAAGAUGGAUCACCACUGUCCUUGGCUGGCCACCUGCAUUGGUCUGCGCAACCACAAGGCCUUUCUGCUGUUCCUCAUCUACACCACGCUCUUCUGCUUCUGGAGCUUUGCUGUUAGCGGCUCCUGGGUGUGGUACGAGGCUCUGGAGGAGCAGGACUAUACUGAGAGUUUCAUGCCUGUCAACUUUAUCAUGCUGAGCGUCAUUAGCGGUAUCAUCAGCAUUGUUGUGGGAGCGUUUACUGGAUGGCAUAUUCAUCUCGCCAGCCGCGGUCAGACUACGAUUGAGUGUUUGGAGAAGACGCGGUAUCUUUCUCCUCUGCGUAAGGCGUACAACACCGCUCAUGAUCCUGCCAACCAUCUUCCUCAGGGUGCUCAGCAAUUUGUCGACUUUCACACCAAUGCCUUGCCUGGAAUUACACGGCCUGAAGAGGGUGAGGAGCUACCCCGGACUUACCCCCCUGAUGGUUCGCAUCCUGUUCAGAUGUCAUAUGCCCAGCGAGAACGAGAGCAGAGGCAAAAACGCUACGAGGAAUAUCUUGAUGAACAAGACUCCGAGAAGCUCCCUAAUGUCUUCGAUCUCGGCCCGAAGCGCAAUCUUCUACACCUGUUUGGCCCAACUCCCUUUCUCUGGUUCUUCCCUGUCUGCAACACAACCGGAGACGGUUGGACAUGGGAGGCGAGCAGCAGGUGGCUCGAGGCACGGGAUAAGCUCCGUGCUGAGCGUGAGGAGCAAAGGCUCCGCGAGGUCAAUGCCGGCUGGGGAUCCCCUGAUGACAUCCCCGACAUUCCUGAGCGACCGACCGGUGCAGGACGACAUUUCUCACCUGGCCCUCAGCAGCUCGCGGGUAACAGGCCCAUGAGCAAGGCAGACCGGGUCCUCGGACGUGAUCCCAACCUCUACGCCGACGCGACGCAGAACGUGCCUAUGCGGCGGCUGAGCCCUCGAGGUCGGACAUUAGAGGAUGAGCUCGAUGAUCUGGAUGAUGAGGAUGACGAGUCCACGGAUGAUGCCAGCGAAGAUAAGAAGUUGACUCCAGGUGCCUUCACAUCCGAAGCUCAGCGCCGUGAAGAAGCUGAGAACCGGGCCAUGGACGUCGUUACUAACGGCAACUGGGGUCGCGGCGGUGCAAGUGGCAUGCUUCGUAAGGGGGGUUCGCAGACAAGCCUCAACCGGACACCGAGUCCCAGAUUCCAAGACGAGGGUGUCGAUUAG
This is a messenger RNA of Fusarium vanettenii 77-13-4, 1617 nucleotides long. RefSeq lists its product as uncharacterized. The transcript is spliced from 2 exons. The record is from RefSeq and is a predicted model, not a curated record. NCBI's taxonomy places the organism in Eukaryota, Fungi, Ascomycota, Sordariomycetes, Hypocreales, Nectriaceae. The coding region runs from base 1 to 1617 and encodes 538 amino acids. Gene Ontology annotation, molecular function: palmitoyltransferase activity.